Messenger RNA from Saccharomyces kudriavzevii IFO 1802, 891 nucleotides. RefSeq lists its product as uncharacterized. The coding region runs from base 1 to 891 and encodes 296 amino acids. The record is from RefSeq and is a predicted model, not a curated record. The transcript has a single exon. Lineage: Eukaryota; Fungi; Ascomycota; Saccharomycetes; Saccharomycetales; Saccharomycetaceae. Gene Ontology annotation, molecular function: FMN binding.
AUGUCGCAUCAAAUGGCGCCAUGGGUACCCAUGUUUAUUCAAUCUUGUAAAAAUAACACCGAACCAUUUGUAUUAUUUCAAUUUGCUACUGUUGAUAAAUUAACCAACAAACCACGUUGUAGAACGGUAGUGUUUAGAGAUUUUUUAUUUCAUGAGAAGAAAACUAACGUGUUGACUUUCAACACUGAUAUGAGGAGUUCUAAAAUAACCGAAUCGUACGUUGCACCAAACUCAACCAACUCUAGCGGCAGUAAAAAGUGUGAGACUCCAUUUUUUGAAGCAUGUGUCUAUUUCCCAGAAACCUGGGAGCAAUAUCGGUUUAGCGGUCAAAGCUUUACACUAUCUAGACAGUUCAAGGAAAUACCAGAUGACAUUGUAACUAGGUAUGAUAUUUUUUCGCCGAGGUUUUCACAAGCAAGUGACGAUAGCACUGAUGAUGACGUAAAGGCUUCAAUUAACGACGACAAAGAUAGACAUAAUGACGCCGACAAUAAUGACAUGAACGACGAGAACAAACUUAUAGAAACAAUAGACAACGAUGAACAUCAUGAGGAUGAGGAUAAUUACUACCCCCAAUCACAAGAAUGGGAGGCAGAACUACUAAGACAAUGGACCUCUCUAUCCAGACAUACCAAAUCAUUAUAUAGAAAGCCAGCACCAGGCCAGAAGCUCACUUCUGAAACUAGCAAACAAUUAGACAAGCUCCAUAGAGGUGUCGAUGGCGCUAAAGAGGAUGCCGGCCUGGAGAACUUUGGUAUCGUUUGCCUCUGCGUUGACUCUGUUGAUUAUUUGAAUUUGAAAGAGGGAAGAGGUGGUGAAAGAUGGUUAUUCCAAAAAACUGACAGUAAAGACGAAGAAGACCUAUGGGAGGAACAAGAAGUGUGUCCGUGA